CGCAGCGCCCGCGGGCUCGAGCUGUGCCGAGCGCGCGCGUCCGCACCGGGCGGCCGCGCCGCGCGCGGGGGGGGGACUCCGCAGUGGGCCCGUUGUCGACAUCUAGGCUUGUUCAGCGCCGUCGCAGCGCCAUGGAGCAGCCCAAGUUCACGAAGGCCAUGAACAUGUCUGCGAAGAUGUCUGGACCCAAGGGUGACAAGAGCAGCGUGGAGAGACUGCCAGUCGGCAAGGGCGGAGCCAACCGUUACAAGAAGGUGCUCCGCGACAACAUCCAGGGCAUCACGAAGCCCGCUAUUCGCAGGCUUGCACGCCGCGGUGGGGUGAAGCGCAUCAGCGGCCUCAUCUACGAGGAGACCCGCGGGGUGCUGAAGAUGUUCCUGGAGAACGUUCUGCGGGACACGAUCACCUACACGGAGCACGCCCGCAGGAAGACGGUGAGCCCGUUGGACGUGGUCUACGCCCUGAAGCGCCAGGGUCGCACCAUCUACGGCUUCGGCGUCUGAGCCGCGCGGAUGCACAGACUUUCGGAAUUGCUCGUGCCGCCCGGAGGGGCCCAGAUCUCCGACGUCUUCCGAGCGGGCGUGGCUGUCAUCGUGGUUUGCCUCCGGGGCUCGUCGGCGGGCCCAUGGGAGCAGCUAGCACGCAUCG
This is a messenger RNA of Prorocentrum cordatum, 648 nucleotides long. The record is from the annotation of a GenBank genome assembly. Lineage: Eukaryota; Dinophyceae; Prorocentrales; Prorocentraceae.